AGUGAGAGAUCCCGUUCCCCGCAUCGUCCGCCGCGCAGAUUUGUGUGAGAGAGUUUGGAACGGCAGCACUGCAGAGUUGGCCGGCAUCCCUUUUUUUGAUUUUUUUUUCUACCCCGUAACUCUGAAUUUGCCGGCUGUCCAGCGUCACACACCCCGCAUGUGUGCCUCUAUUUGGAUUUUUUAAUAUUGUGCCCAGAAUGGCCAACAAGACGGUGUGGUCCCCUGCUUGUCGACGCCGGCGUUGGUGCAAGUCCACGGACGAGGCCACCACCAGUGAUGAGGAUUUGCUCUCCGAUGCGGGAAUCGACGUUGAUGAUGAUGAGGGCUUGGAAAGCAUUCCAGUUUCUAAGUUACCCAGUAAAUUAACAAUACCUACACCUAGAAUGGAUACUUACAGAUUUUCUAUGGCCAACAUGGAAGAUAGUCAAGAUAUAGAACUCGACGCUAUUUUAGGAGAGCUUUGCGCUCUAGAGGACAAAUUGGAUCGCGAGAUCAUGCCCAAAAGCCAGUCGGCCAACCAAGCAUUGGGGAAUGCGUGGAUGAAUUCCAGACCAUCCGGUGGAAACGUUCCCAAUCAGAAUUCUUCUAAAAGUCAGCUAGAACCGAAACUCAGUUCUGGACAUAAUCGAUCGAAUUCCGGCGGGAGUGGAUCUAGACCAAAAUUCGAGAUUGGAGGACUUCAAGUGGACAUGUACUCCGAAGAAUUCCUCCGCUCGCAAAAGAGCGAACUGAGUCUUCGCACUGAGAGUCCGGAUAAUGAUUCUGCUUUCUCGGACAACGUUUCAAUGCUCUCUUCCGAAUCUUCUGCUUCAUCCGGGGGAGUCAGAGGAGAGGGACACUCCUCCAGGAGUAUGUCCUCCCAGAGCAGUUGCAUGUCUCUGGCCUCUUCGCCUACCCAGGUUGAACAAGCUGCUCGUUUAAAAGCAGAAAAAAUAAAAAUUGCUUUAGAGAAAAUGAAAGAAGCAAGCAUUAAGAAGUUGUUUAUCAAAGCAUUCAGUGCCGACAACAGUGCCAAGAGCUUGCUCAUCGACGAGCGUAUGACCGUUGGGCAUGUAUGCAAACUUCUGGCUGAGAAGAACCAUGUGACAAUGGAUCCCAAGUGGGCUCUUGUAGAACACAUUCCUGAAUUAUACAUUGAGCGCGUGUAUGAAGAUCACGAGCAUGUCGUGGAAAAUCUACUUUUGUGGACGAGAGAUUCGUGCAAUCGCCUGUUUUUCUUGGAGAGAGAAGAGAAAUACGAUCUCUUCAUAAAUCCACAGAACUAUCUGCUUGGUGGUUCGUCUUCUGAGAAGCACGCUGAAUUAGAUGAUGAUGCUAAAAAUAAUUUAUUAGAAGAAUUCUUUUCAUCUAAUGUCGGUGUGUCUGAAGUUGAAGGGUCUCUUUAUCUGAAAAGUGAUGGAAAAAAGGCCUGGAAGAAACACUUUUUUGUUUUGCGAGCUUCUGGCUUAUAUUAUUGUCCAAAAGGAAAAUCAAAGCUAUCGAAAGAUCUGCUUUGUUUGACAACGUUUGAUAUGAACAAUGUAUAUCUUGGAUUUGGCUGGAAAAAGAAAUAUAAAGCACCAACAGACUUCGGAUUUGCUAUAAAGCAUCCUCAAAUUCAAACGAAAUCUUCGAAAUACAUAAAGUAUUUAUGUGCUGAAGAUGAAAAAUCUUUGAAGCAGUGGAUGAUGGGAAUUCGUUUAGCAAAAUAUGGAUCUCAGCUGAAAGAUAAUUAUGACAAUCUUUUACGAGACAUAGCAGAGGAGGAUUUAGAAAGUUUGGCAAAUGCUCGAAGCUUCUCCAUACAAUCCAUGGCAAAGCAUGCCAACACCAACUCUGAGAGUUGUUCCAACUUCAAAUCUGGACCAUCUAACCAGCCUCUAGAUCUAGACCAGAUUGAUGACGAACCUCCCACUACUCUGGAGAAAUUGCACAAACUGAGAGUUAUCAGCCGACAAGAUUCUAUCAAGUCCAGCAAAUCCAAUACCAGUAGCAGCAGUGGUUGUCCAUCUGAACGGUCUAGCAGUGGCACGCCAACAACAGAUCAUUUAGUUUUUGAUACUGACUUCCCAAUGGGCACCAUUAAAAGAAAACCAACCAUGACUCCGAAAAUCCCCCUGACCAGCACCACCCGAAACCUAGCGAAGCAGUCCGGCGAAGAUGGACCUCAUCUGGACUGCAUGAGCAACGGGAGCGGCGGAAGCUGCAAUGGCAGUCUCAAUGGGAGCCUUGGGAGAUCCACUUGUGGCCGUUUCAGCUUGAGGAGGUCCAAAACGGACGACAGGAUAUCACUUGGCAGUUUGUCCAGGAGAUCGCCCAAGCAAAAUGCCUACCUAGACACAUCAAAUUCGACUCUUCUUCGAGACGAUUUACCACUUCCUCCUCCGCCACCGGAGAUCACCCACAUGACUGAAUGUAUGAACUUCGACACUCUUCCUCCACCUCCUCCUGAAGCCUUCAGGAACGGGACACUUGACCUGGAAUCUCUACCUCCCCCGCCAAUGCAGGACACUUCAGAAGAAGACCUCAAGUGGUUAAAUGACUCGAAUAUCACCAACCUUCCGCCACCGCCAUCUUUGCAGAAAGACCAUUCCACUCCGGAGAAAAACUGUAAAAAUUCUGUCAGGGCUUCUCCAGCUGUGCCCCCCAAACCGAGGAAGGGAAUCAGACGCCGGCAGUCUGAAAGUGACGCUCAUGCCACACCUCCUAGACUAUCUGAACACAAAAACAAACUCAUAGUAAUUAAACCAAAACCAUCUAGGGACUUCAAUCUAGCGUUAUCCGAAUCAAAUCCCUGUGAUGAAAACGCUUAUAGUUGGAGUGAUGUCCAGACUCCCGCAUCACCACCAUGCACACGUUCCAACAGGACUUCUUGCUGUGAUGAUUCUAAGUCUCCAGCUUUAUCUCGGAGUAGACGAACCAGCGCGCCAUGUGUCGCUAAUGGCAAACUCCAGAUCCACACUGUGGUGUCGCCAACCGGACCCUCCAAGCCAACAGCGUCGGAUAGGAAAUCUAGAUCUCAGUUCAAACCAUCCCCUCCAAAAAGGAGUGAGAACACUAAGCUGUCUUCAGCGUUUACAGCACCUCAAAGGAGGUCUGCCUCAGCUUCGGCUGCUCCCUGCGAUACAGAUGAAUAUCCACCAGAAUCUUUCUUGCGCAAUUUGCAAAAGGUGAUGGUCAAAAAGUGGAAGGUAGCCCAACAACUGUCGAAUGAUAGUGCUCCUAGUUCUCAUCAAAUUUUGGGGUUUAGGGAUCCGAAUUGCUUGCCUUCCGUUGAACCGUCACGCCUUCUUCAAAGGUCACCGUCUUCACCCCCACCAUUGCCGACUCACAUGGAGAAAAGUAAAUCCUCCCGAUCGUCAUCACAGUCGCGUGACACCAAAGUGACCGCCGUGAACUCAAAAAAACAUCCUCCUCCUCCACCUCCCAAGAAACAUGAAAAUAAAGCUCCCCUGUGGUGAGAAGUAUGUCGGUGGAAACGAACAUGCUCAAUUUGGUGCUGUGAAUAUGCUCUUGUCUUGAAGAACUUGGACAAAGAUUUUAGUCUUUUCAAUACAUUCUACGGGAGAUUUUUUUCCUUUAAACUCACUUAAGAAUUUGUUUUCGUGAAUUUUCUAUUCAUUAGUAAGUGGCUUCAAUAUUGUAGUGUGUUGAUGCAGUAUUGGGCUGUUAUUAAAAUUCUAUGGAAAUAUUUUUACACAUUUGUAAUGUGUGUUCCCCGAUUGCAUUGACGUUCAAGGUGCAGAUAUCAAUUUUAAACUGCUCAAGUAGUAUAUCAUUUGGCAGUUUAAAUGGGAUUAGUAAUCCUUACUCUAAUAUAUUUUAAUUGCCUUGUUUCGUCUGUUUUUCUUUUUUAUAAGUUGCUUUAAUUAAGUCAACCAAAAGUUUGAUUAUUUCUAUUAUUUCGAGUGUGAUAUGAGAUAUCAGCUUCAAAAUGUUUUGUUAUUGUUUUUAGAUAUUUAUACUGACCUACUUUUCUCCUUGACUUAAUAUUUUUUUUUUCAAAGACAAACUGAAAUUUCCUACCUCCAGAGUUCAUUUAUUAAUUUUUGUUAUUUGUUUAAAUGUAUCACUUAAAUGAGCUUGAAAAAAAAAAAAACAAGUUAAAUAUUAUGAGCAAAAAUAUAUAUAAAUUGAUUUUAGUUGAUCUUUUAAUAAUAGGCCUGCUGUUUAUUAAAUCUUAUAAUAUUAAAUUACCUUUCUAAAGCAAAUGAAUAGGUAUGUAUCAACAAGUAUAUUUUUAAAAUUUAGUUUUGAAUUUUAGCAAAUGGUUAAAUGGCAAGGUUACUGAAUGCUACAGAAUUAGCGUCUUUGAAUGUUUCUUAAGCGUAAAAAAUUAUCUACAUUAUUUCAUCAAAAAAAAAAAAAAGAGGUAUUGAAAUUUACUUUAAUAUACCCAUUCAUAUCGCCAAGGAUCUACAACUCAAUCACUAGCAAAAGGGCUGACAAACUAAACAAUAUUGUGCAUAAGACUGUUACUCCUCUUAAUACCUUAUGUUACCAUUAUGGCAACAAAUUCGAGGAUUAUUAAAGCAAGUUUCAACAACAAAAUUCUCUCUAUAUAUAUUUAUAUAUAAAAUAUUUACCGAAGAACGCCACAGAUUCAGUGUUUCGAUAUUGUGCAAAAUGAGAUGGGAAAACGCUAAUUUAGAAGUUAUGAUGAAUUUAGAAAGGGCGUUUCUUUAACUUUCUCUUCUUGAAACAGAAUCUAUUCUGUAAACAUUAAUUGAAAGAUAAUAUUGAUGAGAAGUUACAAUGUUGGCUUUUGGGCUACGUUGAAAUUUAAUGUACGGUCGCCAAAGUUGAAUUAUUUUGUGGCAAUUUCUUGCCAAAUGCAAUCAUGACAAUUUAAUUGCGACCUGAAAGCCUUUUGUUGGUAUUUCUGGUAAUCAAUCAGAUGGCCAUUUUUAACCAAUUUUUGGAUGAUUGGCAUGAUUUUCACGUACUUGGUAAGAAAUUGUACAUUAAUCUUCAAUCUUAUUAGUUGGCUGUUGCACGAGAGAAGAUGAAAAUAUGUUCUAAAAAAUAACAUUUAUAUUUUUCAUUCAAUAGGAAAAUAAUAACAAAAACAAAAUAAAAAGCAAAAUGGAAGGAAAUAGAAUUCCCACUAAGAAAUAUAAAGUGCAGUACUACGACAGGCUGCUUUGGGUAAUUGACCUGGAGUUGUUUCUCAUCGUAUUCUUCUCAAUUAGAAGCAGGGUUUGUAUUUAACAUGCAUUUGUGGAUGAACAGAGUCGUUUUCUGCAAUUCAUUACUUUCCAAGUUUAUACUGAAUUGAGUUUCCGGAGUUCUGCUUAAUAUUAAUACAUUAUUUUAACUAUUUCUUUUGAUGUAUAAUGUGUAAUCUUCAUUUUCGUAAAAUUUAUUUUUGUAGUUUUUCAGUAAAAGGCUCUGAAGCCUAUUGUACUUUAUUACUUAAAGUAAAAUGUGUUCUUAAAAUUAUACAAAUCUGCACUGAUCAUUGUAAAUGAUUCAUGAUUUAAAUGAAUGAAUCAUAAUGUUUUCAUUUCAUAAAUGUUCUGUAUAUUAUCUAUUAGCAUACUCCCCCCCCCCUCCCCUUUUUUUUCGUAAGGUCAUUGAUAUAGUGGUCCCAAUUGAAGAAAUCAUUUAUUGGAUUUGGAUGUUUUUCAUUUAGUAAUUGAACAAAGAAAAGCUGUUAGGUGUAAUUCUUGUUGGAUAUAUAUCUUUUUCUUGUAUAGUAUAUUGUAGAAAGCUUUAUAGCUACGAGCUUAUGACAUCCUGCACCGAAACCAAAUUUCUAGACUGUUUUUUUAUCUCUCAAAUGCAGUCAAACCUCGGUUCUCGAACUGAAUUCAUUCCUGAUAGUCCGAAACUAUCUUUCCCAUAGGAAUUCAUGAAAAAUGGAUUAAUCUGUUCCUUUACAACUGUACACUGCACAUCAUUUUCUAAAAGAAAAUCACUGAAAAUCCAUUAAAUGUGUCAUACAUGUACACACAAAAAUAAAAUAAAAGUUAAUAAAGUUUUCAUGCAUAUCUAUCUUUUUUUUAGUUUUCACAGCACUUGUGCAUAGAACUAUGCGGGUAGAAAGGAGGGAGGAAAUAAAAUUGUAUUGAAUAUUUUUGACAAUCUCGACUCUGUUUCAAAUUCACUGAAUGAUUAUGCAGUUUUAUUUAUCUUAUUAUGAUCAGACAUGCAUCAUCAACUCAGAUGCUUUAUGUCCAUGAAGAAUUUUCGUAAACCGAGAUUUGACUGCAUCCGCUAAAUGCGACCUCUUAAUGUUUACUAUAACAAUUUCUAGCGCACAUGUAGUGUAUAUCCUGUACUUAUAUUUGUGUUAAAUUAUUUGUGCCAAUACAGAUAGAUUCUAGCGACCUGCGUAUGGAAUUGGCUGGUCCAAUUGUCAUGACAUAUUCAUAAUUCUCCAGUUUUUAUUUUUAGAUAAUUCUUUUGAUAUGGGUAGGUGCAUUUUGCAAUGUAUUCACUGAGGACAUUUCAGGAUUGUGGAAAAAUUAUUUUUAAGCAAAUGCUUGUGGAAUGAGCUUAUUUGUAAGUGAGGAUAAGUGUUGCAGCAUCAGAAAAUUAAAGAAAGAAUUAGGGAGAAUCAAUCAGCCAAAAUUAACCUUAUUGAAAGAAUUUUGAAAUUUUUAUGAUAUGCUGGGUCAUAUUUUGAAGACGAAUAAAAAAAAGAAUUGCAAAUCGAUUAAUUAGAACAAAAAAGAGCAAAUUUCGAUUAUAAUAGCAUUGACAAUCUGUCAAAAUUCCACAUACAAAUUAUUUUAAAAGUACUCAGUUGAAUGUUGAAAAUGUGUACAGUCUUUUACCUAAUCAUAUAUAUAAAUUGUUAAUAUUACUUAUUUGACUGUAGUACAUAGAUAUUUAACGUAUAUACGUCAAUAUUGCAAUAAAGCUACACUCAUUUU
Molecule: messenger RNA, 6860 nt
Organism: Argiope bruennichi
Lineage: Eukaryota; Metazoa; Arthropoda; Arachnida; Araneae; Araneidae
Product: abnormal cell migration protein 10-like
Exons: 14
Coding region: 198-3440 (1080 amino acids)
Biological process (GO): signal transduction
Source: RefSeq, a predicted model, not a curated record